Molecule: messenger RNA, 1544 nt
Organism: Boeremia exigua
Lineage: Eukaryota; Fungi; Ascomycota; Dothideomycetes; Pleosporales; Didymellaceae
Exons: 3
Coding region: 345-1544 (399 amino acids)
Cellular component (GO): plasma membrane; cellular bud neck
Source: RefSeq, a predicted model, not a curated record
CUGGCAGGCGUGCCCCUGGCAAUGGACUGGCGAGCGGCCGCCCGUGCUUCGGUGGUGCGGCACGCGUUUGAUCUUGAUCACCGGCAUCCCUGCGCGGCCGUCAUCUGCGAGGCGUGACGGUGCAUGACUGUCGCUCGCUUCUUGCUGCCGCUACGCUGUCUGCUACGCCGUCCGCUGGGCUUGGGUGAUGCGUGAACACUUACGGUGAACGGUUUGGUGGAACUCUGGAUUCGAUUGCCCUGGACUCGAUUACUCUGGACUCGCUCGUCGCACAACAACGGCCAUCUCGAUCCGCCGGCCGCCACACGUAGCACGACACCGCACGACGACGGGUCGCCUGCACGAUGCAGCCCGGCUUCACGCUCGCGCCGCGCGAUCCCUUCGCGGACGCCAAACUCACCCUCUCGUCAUGGGAUAACUGCAUGGCAAAGGACUACUGCAAAUGGCCCGUCAUCGUCGCCAUCAUCCUCGGUGGCCUCAUCGCCAUCAGCAUCGUCACCUGCAUCGCGCGCUGCAUCUGCUGCGGCGCCGACUCCUCGGGGCACCGCCGCAUGAAAAGCGACGCCCAGGGCUACCCACAGCCGUAUCCCCAACAGCCCUACCCGCAGCAGCCCUACCCCCAGGCCGCCUACGCCCAAAACAACCCCUACGCCGAGGCGCGCUCGUUCGCGCCCCCGCCCCCGCCACCGCAGAUUAGUACGCAGUACCAGUCGCACCCCGCGCCGUCGCUGGCCCGCGCCCCCUCGAACCCGAGCUUCAACCCGCAAGUCAAUCCGCUGUUCGCGCGCGCGCCGUCGCCCGAGAGACCGCAGUUCGCGACCUUCGACGCGCACAAGCCCGCCAACGAGGACGCGCUGCCCGCGAUGCCGAGCUGGGAUACGGCGAGGAGUGUGCGCGUCGAGGUCGAGGAGCCGGUGGGCGAGAAGGGCGGGGUGGAGUUGGAUCGGUUGAACCACAAUGGGAGUGUGCCGGGGUCGGCGGUGGGCGGUGCGUUUGCAGCCGGCGCCGCGGGCGGACUUGGUGCCGGUGCGAUGCGUGGAUCCCCCGAUGCAUACGCACCGCGCAACCAGUACGCGAACACGUCGCCUGCGCACAGCACCGCAGACGGCUACGCGGCGACGUACAACCGCGGGCCGUCGCCCGCGCAGUCGCAGUCGCAGUACAGCCAGGCGGAUGGGUACGCGCAGUACGCCGCGCCGCAGGACCGCUACAAUUCUCCCACGCCGCAGGAUAGAUACGCCUCCCCCGCGCCACACGAGCGCUACAACUCCCCCGCGCCCCCCAGCUACCACACCACCGCCAACCCAAACCCCUACGCCUACGCCCCCGCCCCCGCGCGCUCGCCCGCGCAGCCGUAUGAUUCGCCCGCGCCCAGCUACGCCGCAGGCAACGCGUAUGAUCCCCCGCCGCGCGCACAGACUACCUCGCCCGCGGCGUAUCCGGGGCAGAACGUGUAUCAGGCGUUUACGCCGCAGGGGACGGGACAGGGGGGGUACUCGGGCGUGCAGAGACGGCCUGUGGAGGGGAGUGCGCGGGACGUGUAG